Molecule: messenger RNA, 1806 nt
Organism: Dendrobium catenatum
Lineage: Eukaryota; Viridiplantae; Streptophyta; Magnoliopsida; Asparagales; Orchidaceae
Product: probable sugar phosphate/phosphate translocator At3g11320
Exons: 4
Coding region: 365-1312 (315 amino acids)
Cellular component (GO): Golgi apparatus
Molecular function (GO): antiporter activity
Source: RefSeq, a predicted model, not a curated record
AAAGCAGUAAGAGAGAAUUCCGGAAUAUAUAAGAAAAGCAGGUCAAUGCUAAAAAUCCCCGUUAAUUAAAUCCGGUGGUUAAAGGAACGAGAUCGAAGAAAAUGGAGAGCAAGGAAUUUGUUUUCUCAGAUCUCAACUGCAAUUGAAUCGGAGAAACCCUAUCUCGCCUUCUCCCUCCAAUGAGAUCUCCCUCGAUCUGGUGAUUUUCCGGCUAAUGCUCCUGAGGUAGAUCGCAGGAAUUCUGGUUCACCAUCCAUACGCAGCAGCAGCCGCGGCCGACGACAUCCCAAUCGCAGUCCUGCCAUAUCUUCGCCGGAGGGAGAGCGGACGGAGCCGAUCUCCCCUGGUUGAAAGAGGAGAGAGGAUGAGCGGGAAGCUGAUCUCGCCGGUUCCGGCGGUCACGGGUCGGCUGUUCACCGUGGGAUUGGUGAUCUCGUGGUACGCGUCCAACAUUGGCGUGCUGCUGCUAAACAAAUACUUGUUGAGCAACUACGGCUUCAAGUACCCGAUCUUCCUCACCAUGUGCCACAUGACGGCUUGCUCACUGCUCAGCUACGCGGCAAUCGCUUGGAUGAAGAUUGUCCCGAUGCAGGCCGUGCGUUCGCGGUUGCAGUUUGUUAAGAUAGCUGCGCUCAGCUUGGUUUUCUGCGGAUCCGUGGUAAGCGGCAACAUCUCGCUACGGUACCUUCCGGUUUCCUUCAACCAGGCCGUAGGCGCGACCACGCCUUUUUUCACCGCGGUGUUCGCUUACAUCAUAACCGUGAAGCGUGAGGCGUGGAUCACCUACGUCACGCUGAUCCCGGUUGUCACCGGUGUCAUCAUAGCUAGUGGGGGAGAGCCUAGUUUUCACUUAUUUGGAUUUAUUAUGUGUGUUGGUGCAACUGCUGCAAGGGCAUUGAAAUCAGUGCUACAAGGCAUUUUAUUGUCCUCUGAAGGGGAGAAGCUUAAUUCGAUGAAUCUCCUUCUAUACAUGGCUCCAAUUGCAGUUGUAUUCUUACUUCCUGCUACACUUAUCAUGGAGAAGAAUGUGCUUGGCAUUACCAUAGCACUUGCUAGAGAAGAUGUUAAAAUUGUUUGGUAUCUCCUGUUUAAUUCUUCUUUAGCAUAUUUUGUGAAUCUGACCAACUUCUUGGUCACCAAGCACACUAGUGCUUUGACUCUACAGGUUCUUGGGAAUGCCAAAGGUGCCGUGGCCGUGGUUAUUUCAAUUCUAAUAUUCAGGAACCCGGUUUCGGUGACAGGGAUGCUGGGUUACAGCCUCACUGUUAUUGGGGUCAUUCUCUAUAGUGAAGCAAAGAAGCGCAACAAAUGAGCAGCCGGGUAACCUUGACCAUCCCUUACAUCUCUUUACUGUAACAUUGAUGGCAAUUACUUCGCAAAGCAGGCGGUUAAGGUAAGACUUGUAUGCCAUAUUUGUCCUGGUUGCGACCGCAUCUUUGCUAGGAGAAGCCUGGAGAAGUCUUACUACUGUAUCAGCAUCAGAGAUUGGUUAUCCUUUUAGUGCCUGUUUUUAGGGAUUCUUUCUUCCACCCAUAAGGUUAAAAGUCCAAUUCUUUGAGAUAGAAAUAGUCAUGGCGCCCCUGCCCUUAAUAGUUAUAUUUGUUCCGGACAGACUUUAGUUCUAUAUUAACAUACACAUUAAUUGUUUUAUGAUGCCAGAGACUUUAUUUUGUGAUUCUUGAACCUUCUGUUAAACACAACUUAUACAGAAAUGUUGAAGAGAGGUGCUUUAUAUUUUGGCUCUCCUUUCGUUGUAUUGCUCCAUUUCUUAAAGAAAUUGUUGCCAUUAUUGUGCCUCUUGUAGAA